This is a messenger RNA of Dujonia railenensis, 1302 nucleotides long. Lineage: Eukaryota; Fungi; Ascomycota; Pichiomycetes; Serinales; Debaryomycetaceae. The record is from the annotation of a GenBank genome assembly.
AUGCUUACCAACUACUUGUUACUUGCAUUGCUUUUAAAAGCAUCUAAUGCUAUCCCCUUACCGAAAGUUAUCACCAGAGUUCACACAGCUGAAGCUGUGACUGUCACAGAUACUUACACCACAGGUACGACUACUGUUCAAUUGCCUGCUGUUGAAGUGCUAGUUUCAAAUGGUGCUACUUAUACCUACACAUUGUCUGAUCAACUCGCCACUACUGCGUACACCUACACUACUACGUACAGCAACCCAGAGACCACAAACAAUGACGUUUUAACUUCAGUUCAAGUAGACGUAGUAACUGUCACCGCCGGAGGAGCAAAUACACAACAAACUACCACAACCUCCCCAACCACUACAUCCACCCCAACCACCACUUCUACCCCAGAAACCACUUCAAGUCCAGCCACCACUCCUCCCACCACCACCGCUUCCCCAUCCACUACAUCCAUUUCUUCCACAUCCACUCAAGCAACUACAUCUGCCACUUCUAGUUCCUCUGGUGCCAUUUCUGCUCCAGACGCAAUUGUGUACUCUCCAUACACCGAUAGUGGUGCAUGCAAAGAUUCAGGUACAAUCCAAUCAGAUUUGGAUUACAUUAAGGGCAAGGGUAUCAACAAAUUAAGAAUUUAUGGAUGUGAUUGUGGAAAUUGGGAUACCAUUUUACCUUACUGUGUUAAGAUUGGUCUUACUGUAAACCAAGGCUUUUGGAUUUCUUCCGCUGGUGUCGAUUCUAUCAAUGAUGAUAUCACUGAUUUUAUUUCAUACGGACAAGCAAGUGGCUGGGAUGUGUUUGAUGUUGUCACUGUUGGAAACGAAGCUGUAAGCGCUGGCUACGUCUCGGCUCUGCAAUUAUUAGCCAAAAUUAAAGCUGUCAAGACUCAGUUGAAUGAUGCUGGGUACUCAGGAGAUCUUACCACAUCAGAGCCACCAAAUUCAUUCAUCGACAAUCCUUCACUUUGUACUGAUUCUGGAAUUGCUUGGGUUGGUGUUAACUCACAUUCUUACUUUGAUUCAAGUGAGACGGCUGGAAAUUCUGGUCCUUUCAUUAUUGCUCAAAAGCAAUUAGUUAUUGAUGCUUGUAAUGGUAUGUCGGCUUAUAUCACUGAAACAGGUUAUCCAUCACAGGGUGAUGCCAAUGGGCUGCAAGUACCUUCAGCUGAAAAUCAAGAAGCUGCAAUCAAGUCCAUUAUUUCCUCCACUGGAGGUGACUGUACUAUUUUAACUACAUACAAUGAUUUCUGGAAAGACCCUGGUCCUUACGGAAUUGAACAAUACUUUGGAACUAUCACUCUCUUCGAAUAG